Messenger RNA from Jatropha curcas, 3607 nucleotides. Its product is annotated as glutamate receptor 2.7. Gene Ontology annotation, molecular function: ligand-gated monoatomic ion channel activity. Lineage: Eukaryota; Viridiplantae; Streptophyta; Magnoliopsida; Malpighiales; Euphorbiaceae. Gene Ontology annotation, cellular component: membrane. The record is from RefSeq and is a predicted model, not a curated record.
CUUCGUUUAACGAAAAGGCAAUAGCGUAUCCUGUUGAAGAGAUAAAUUAACAGUAAACGAUUAAUUUUUACCAAGAAAAAACGUAAACGAUUAAUUAAAAGAAUACAAAAGUAAACGAUUCUACCAACUAGAUAGAAGAAGAGUUUAAUUAAAUGCUAAUAAUGAGACUGAGGCUUCUAAAUACUUAAUACUAGUACUGUAUAAAUAUAUUUCCACAAAAAAAUAAAAAAAAAAAAAACUCCAUAAGUCGGUUAUUUGUGCAGUGGGUUUGACUUUCUCGACAAGUGGAAUUUGAUUUGGUCAAGGUAAACGACGAUGCCAGAGGACAAUUCAUGUCGUUCACAAUCAGAAACUUUUUGCUUGCCAUCUCUGUACAAUAUGGAUUGUCAAUUUAAUUCAGUAAUUGGAUCCUUGACCUUGUGAUUACGUAAUAAUGUGUUUACAAUGAAAUUUCCUUGCAAGUUGCAACGUUUGUGUAUAUGUAUAUGAUGACUGGUCUCUAUCUUCUUCUGGGCUUUAAUUGAUAAAAUCAUUACUUCUCAAUCAAAGGAACAACCAACUUAAUGACAUGAAGAGGAAGGCAAUAUCGAAAGGUGUUAUCUUUUCGCUUUUGUUUGUGUAUUUGGUUGAAAUGAAGAUGGCACAACAAGAAACGAUACCAAUCUUAGUGAAAGUAGGAAUGGUUGUUGACUUGGAGAAAUGGGUAGGGAAAAUGGGAUUGAGUUGCAUAAAUAUGGCCCUCACAGACUUCUAUCAAACACAUACUCACUAUCGGACCAGGUUGAACAUCAUCGCCAGGGACUCCGCCGCAGAUGUUGUUGCUGCUGCUGCUGCAGCUUUGGACUUGAUAAAAAAUGAGCAAGUGCAAGCAAUCAUAGGGCCAACAACAUCAAUGCAAGCUAAUUUUGUAAUUGAUCUUGGAGGAAAAGCUCAUGUACCCAUCAUCUCAUAUUCUGCGACAAGUUCUUCUCUUACUUCCAUUAGAAGUCCAUAUUUUUUCAGAGCAACCCAAAGUGACUCGACCCAAGUCCAUGCCAUUACUGAAAUUGUUAAAUUAUUUGGAUGGAGACAAGCAGUGCCCAUCUACGUAGAUAAUGAGUAUGGUCAAGGAGUCAUACCUUAUUUAACCGAUGCUUUACAAGCAAUUGAUACCCGAAUCCCCUACCGCAGCACCAUUUCUCCGUCUGCCACCGAUGAUCAAAUCAUGGAAGAGCUUUACAAGUUGAUGACUAUGCAAACUAGAGUCUUUAUUGUGCAUAUGUCAUCCUCUAUUGGCUCUCGGUUUUUCACCAAAGUAAGAGAGAUUGGAAUGAUGAGUGAGGGCUAUGUUUGGAUCAUAACCGAUGGGAUGACUGGUCUCUUGAGUUCACUAAGUCCUUCGGUCAUUGAUUCAAUGCAAGGAGUAUUGGGUGUCAGACCUUUCAUUCCAAAGACUAAGGAGCUUGAAAAUUUUAGGGUUCGAUGGAAAAGGAAAUUCUUGCAAGAUAAUCCUGGCAUAGUUGAUGCUGAAUUGGACAUUUAUGGAUUAUGGGCUUAUGAUGCUGCCGUCGCAUUAGCCAAGGCAAUCGAGAAAGCUGGGACCUCAAAUUUUGGCUUCCAAAAGGCAAAUGUUACUAAAACUUCACUAACUGACCUUGCAACUCUUGGGGUAUCGCAAAAUGGUCCGAACCUUGUGCGGGCAUUAUCAGAUACUAGCUUUAAAGGUCUUACAGGAGAUUUCCUAUUUGUUAAUGGACAGCUACAAUCUUCAGCUUUCGAGAUAGUUAAUGUGAUUGGUAAUGGACCAAGAGGAAUUGGAUAUUGGACACCUAAAAACGGACUAUUCAAGAAUUUGGGCCUAGGAAUAAAUGCAAUAAGUUCGAAUUCUACUUCCAAGCUCAGUCUUGCACCUGUUAUAUGGCCAGGGGAUUCAACUUCUAUUCCUAAGGGAUGGCAGAUUCCAACAAAUGGGAAGAAGCUACGAAUCGGAGUGCCAGUGAAGGAUGGUUUCAGUGAAUUUGUAAAGGUGACAAGAGAUCCUUAUACUAACACCACAACAGUAACAGGCUACUGUAUAGAUGUUUUUGAGGCUAUGGUAAAAGCCUUACCUUAUGCUUUAAUUUUCGAAUAUAUACCCUUUGCCAGGUCAGAUGGUAGCAGUGCAGGAACUUACGAUGAUCUGGUCUAUCAAGUGCACUUAGGGAAUUUUGAUGCUGCAGUAGGAGAUACAACCAUUGUGUAUAAUAGGUCUCUACAUGCUGACUUCACAUUGCCAUAUACAGAAUCAGGAGUAUACAUGGUAGUACCAACCAUAGACAACAGGAAUAAAAAUGCUUGGGUUUUUGUUAAGCCUUUGACAUGGGAUCUUUGGGCAACAAGCUUUUGUUUCCUUUUGUUUAUUGGAUUUGUUGUCUGGAUUCUUGAACAUAGAAUAAAUAAAGAAUUCCGAGGUCCUCCUUCUCAUCAACUUAGCACUAGCUUAUACUUUUCCUUCUCGACCAUGUUUUCUGCUCACAGGGAAGGAGUGGUUAGUAACUUGGGUAGGUUAGUGAUAAUCGUAUGGUGCUUUGUUGUAUUGAUUCUGAUACAAAGUUACACUGCCAGCUUAACAAGUCUUCUAACAAUACAGCAGCUCCUGCCAACCUAUACUGAUGUAAAACAACUGAUAAAAAAUGGGGAGAAUGUAGGCUACAAGAGAGGUUCUUUUGUUCCGGAAAUCUUGAAAAAUCUUGGCUUUGAUGAAGCCAAGCUCAUAAUUUAUGAUUCUGUUGAAGAAUGUGAUGAUCUGUUCUUCAAGGGAAGUAGAAAUGGUGGCAUUGCUGCUGCUUUCGACGAAAUUCCAUAUAUGAAGCUCCUCCUGGCAAAGUAUGGCUCUAAGUAUACUAUGGCUGCACCUAUAUUGAAGACAGACGGCUUUGGAUUUGCCUUCCCUAGAGGGUCUCCUCUAGUUCCUGAUGUAUCAAGAGCAAUUCUAAACGUGACUGAAGGACAUAAAAUGAGGGAAAUAGAGGGAGCAUGGUUUGGCAUCCAAGACAGUUAUCAAGAUCUUAGCACAUCAGUUUCUUCUAAUCGGUUAAGUCUUAGAAGUUUCUGGGGCCUAUUCAUGAUUGCAGGAAUAGUUGCAAUUCUAUCUCUUAUUACCUACGUAGCUAUGUUCGUCUAUGAACACAGGCCAAGCGAUUCAAAGGGCUCAAUAUGGAGCAAAAUUAUGUAUCUGUUAAGCAUUUUCGAUCAAAAGGACAUGGAAUCCCAUACUUUCAAGAGAAGUGAUUGUAAUGGCACUAAUCCUCCCAGUUCCAACAUGGAACUGCCACGCUCUACCCCAUUAUCAAUCUACUUGCCAGAAGAACGAGGGACAUCAUCUGGGGAACAAAGUGAUGCGGAUUCAACAUCAACAGUAUAAAAUAUAGUGGUUUUAUCGAGCAGCUGUAAUGUAAGAGUAGGAUUACAGAAUUAGAACAACGUAAGUAACUUUUAGCCACCUGAUACCAUCAUCAAGCAGCUAUUUUUAUGAUGAAAGAUAUUGGCUUUGGACUUUUUGCUGUAAUAUUUUAGAACCCGGUAGAUCUCUAUUUUUGUUUUCUAUGUAUAUGGAAAGUGAUAACGAAAAAGUAAUGUAGAGUCCUUU